AUGUUAUUCGAUGGAUUCCUCUGCAUGGGUGGCGUAAAGCACUAUGUUGAGGGCGUCCCGCUCAACGACUUCUCAAUUGAGGGCUAUGGCGACUCUGACGACCCCACGACUGCAACAUAUGUUCAGUCCGCUUCCGCGAUGAAGGACCCAGCAUAUGACAUCUGGUAUAGGCUGAAUGAACCCACUCCAGCCUAUGCAAGACAUCAUCUUCCGUUCCUCUGGGUAGCCCAGUUAGCAAAGCACGUCCUAGAUUUCCUGGAUGCAAAAACGCGAGGGUCGAUCGGUCUGGACCAUUUUCGCUCUGCCUUCCAACCGUGGCUGACCGCACGAUUUAUCGGACAGACAACGUUCGAUGAAUGGUACCAUGCUCUCCACGACCGGCGGGACUUCCGAGUCUGCGUCAACGCCUACAUCGACUUCUUGUAUCAACAAGCAUACAACCUGCCAAAUUCGCGCAGUUUGCUUGCUCAUCCCCUAUGGGCUGAUUGCAUGACUGGCGGGUUGGUUCAGGUUGAGCCACAGGAGCGCAUCGCGAAAAGCACACUAGCAACACCUGACGUAUAUGCAUGCUUCAAGCACAUGUACUUCGGCAAGGUCAUAUGCCCAAUUGCGCUGUCAAAGGGUGUCAAGGCACAGCAGCAACAGCGAAGCGCUGAUAUGGGGUUCAUUGCAGCCGCAACUGGACCUGAAACAACACCGACACUUCACCCAUACGUGCAAGCUCUGGUGCAGGUUGGCGAUGUAGUUGCGUUUGAUCCAGACAGAGCAGACAAGCAGAAGUGGCGAAACGCAGACUGGGAAUGGCUAUUGCACGUCACGGACGUUGAGUUGACGCAAAAUGGUGCACAACGCCUUUUCGGGCUGUACCUAUACAGACCUCGCGAAACCAACAUCUUCAUUGCCCAAUAUCCCCGUCAGAAUGAACUCUUCUUCUCGGAUAAUUGCAAUUGCGACGACGGAGCGCUACUGUCUACACAUAUCAAAGGACGCUAUGACGUUGCAUGGUCUCCGACAACUAUACCAUCGAGCGCGUUCUUUGUGCGGCAGACAUACAUCACACAAGACAGUGCUUUCACAACGUUUACAGAGGGGCAUAAAAUCUGCGAAUGCAAGAAGCAACCAUCGAAGGAACUCAAGAGUUACACGCGCGGUGAGAGCGUGUAUAUUACGAAACUACUCGGCGACAAGAAGGUUCUGGAGCCUGUUGUGUUUCAUCAGUUACAAGAAGAUACGGCUCAUGUUAUCGUACGAUGUUUCGCCAGACUCGGCCGCGACCUGAAAGAACAAGCUACUCGCGUCCGGAAAGGCAUCAUAGCCGUGAACGAGCUGGUUCUAACUGAUACAUAUGAGAGCGUUGCAGCAUCGAGGAUCGAGAGAAAAUGCCAUCUACGGUUUGUGUCCAAGAACGACAUUCUGAACGAUCAGAUUCCUUUCCCAUACAAUCGCAAGGGUGCUGGCGACUACUGGUUUUUCUCUAUGGGUCUAUCGACGAAAGAUGGAACACCACGCCUCUUGUACUUGGCUCGGCCGCCCUAUUAUUUCAAGAAUGGUUGCGAAAUUGGUACGGAGACAACCACAAAGCUAGUAGGUAUGAGCUUAUUUAGCGGCGGUGGCAAUCUGGAUCGUGGUAUCGAAGAGGGCGGUGCAGUGGACGUUCAGACGGUGGUCGAAUGGGACGCUGCGGCCAUACACACGCAACGGGCAAAUGCUCGAAAUCCUACUACACAGCAAUUUUUUUGUGGUUCAGUAGACGAUCACCUCAGCAUGGCAAUUGCCGGUAGCGAUGAUCAGCUCGUCCCGUACAUUGGCUGCGUCAACAUCAUUCUUGCAGGAUCUCCUUGCCCCGGCUUCUCGACGUUGCAGCAGAACUUCACGAGUCCUCAGUCUAUCAAGAACGCAUCACACAUUACGACAAUCUGUUCCUAUGUGGAUAUAUAUCGCCCUGAAUAUGCUAUCUUGGAGAAUGUCGUUAGUAUGGCAGAUACGCGGAAAGGGUUCGAAGAUCAGAACGUCCUCAGUCAGCUCGUGGCUUUCUUUGUCUCUUUAGGCUAUCAGGUCAACCAAUACAUAAUGGACGCAUGGACCUUUGGUAGCUGCCAACGACGCUCUCGGCUGAUUUUGACCAUCGCAGCCCCAGGCUUAGAUAUGAUUCGGCAACCACUACAUACUCACAGCUUACCGCCAGACGACACAGCUGCGAGGAGUCUGGGAACGCUCCCAAACGGACAGCGUUUUGGAGGUAGAGAGUACUACCCUACACCAUUUACUCACUUUUCUGCAAAUACUGCCACCUCAGACCUCCCUGACAUAGGCAACGGCAACGUGCAAACGUGUAUCUCGCACCCCAGUCAUCGUGUGUCAGCCCAGCCAAGUCGCAAGGAACGAGCCCUGCUAGAUCUCAUCCCACAUAUUCCGCCGGGUUGCGGAUACAGAGAAGCCUAUAACCAGGGCAUCAUUCCGCUUGUAUUGCAAAAGCCUGGUAAGGAGUCAGACAGGGCUUAUCAACGGAUCAGAAAGGCUGCCUUAAUACCCACGAUCACCACAGGCCUCAGCAUCCAGGACUCGCGUAAUGGAGCAACUGUACAUUGGCAGCAGAACAGACCAAUUACGAUUAUGGAGGCCAGACGCACUCAGGGGUAUUUAGACCACGAGCCCAUCAUUGGUAGUCUUUCGGCACAGUACAGGAUUGUUGGCAACGGAGUCGAUCGACAGGUAGCAUUUGCACUUGGGCGGGCUAUACGGCAAGCCGUUAUUGCCAACAUGCAAAGAGGUCUAGGCUCCAGCACCUUCAGGGCGCCGACACUCGUCGACGUGGAGAACGAUGACGAUCAUUUUAGUGACACAGCAUCGAUCCAUUCCGGCAUAUUCAUGAAUGUGCCAACACCUCGGAAUAGCGAAGCUCAUACUACCAACGCAUCGGCAAUGUCAUCGAAAUGUUCACGGCGGAUAAUAGGCUCGACAGAUGGCGAUGUGAGUGACGAGACAUCAGUCCCAGGUAUUCUCGGCCUAGACGGUGCUUCAGAUGCUCGAGACACGCCUCUUACAGCUCCUCGGCCGAACACCUCUGGUAUUCUGUCCAGGGUGUCUACGACGAUUGCCAACAGUAUCAAAGGACUGGCUGAUCGAUCAUUGCGCUACCAAUCAACUUCAGCAACGUCUGUCAUUUCAACACCAUCACCAUUCAAGCGAAGCCACGACGAGUCCUUGGACGAAUCCAGCAACUUCACAACGGAGUCUUCCGAUUGUACAAGAAAACAAAUAAAGCUCAGCAAUCAUACACAAUCAGACUCCUAUAAAAGCGCUGAGACGAGUAGAAAUACAUGGAGGAGAGACAGGUCUCUGUCAAAGGCCCGCUACACGCGACAUUCUGGUCUGGAGGUUGCCUUUACUCCCAAGCAGUGGAACAAAAGGCCUGAGAGUGAAGACUCGACUAGAAAGUGA
Molecule: messenger RNA, 3441 nt
Organism: Parastagonospora nodorum SN15
Lineage: Eukaryota; Fungi; Ascomycota; Dothideomycetes; Pleosporales; Phaeosphaeriaceae
Exons: 1
Coding region: 1-3441 (1146 amino acids)
Cellular component (GO): nucleus
Molecular function (GO): methyltransferase activity; chromatin binding
Source: RefSeq, a predicted model, not a curated record